Messenger RNA from Drosophila eugracilis, 1134 nucleotides. RefSeq names its product serine protease inhibitor 42Dd. Lineage: Eukaryota; Metazoa; Arthropoda; Insecta; Diptera; Drosophilidae. The transcript has 4 exons. The record is from RefSeq and is a predicted model, not a curated record. The coding region runs from base 1 to 1134 and encodes 377 amino acids. Gene Ontology annotation, molecular function: serine-type endopeptidase inhibitor activity.
AUGAAAUACUUGAAUCUGAUUUUGCUGGCCUCGUCGGUGGCUUGUCGGUUCAGCGAUGAUUUCUAUCAAAUAUUAGCCAAGGAAAAUGCGCACAAGAACCUCAUUGCAUCGCCGAUUUCCGUGGAGAUUGUCUUAAGCAUGAUGUACAUAGCAGCUGGUGGGAAAACGGCCAAGGAGCUAAGAAACACUCUGCACUUGGCUGAGGAUAAGGAAGAUGUGGCUGACAGCUACAGGGAGUUUUUCACAAGUCUUCAGGAACGGGAAAAGUCUGUGAGCCUUCAUCUAACAAACCGGAUAUAUGUCAAUAGAAAAUAUCGCCUAGUUCCGGACUUUAAUAAGUUAGUACAAAAGUCCUUCAAGGCCAAAGCCAAGGCGAUCAAUAUGGAAAAUCCCAUUAAUGCCUCAUCGAUUGUCAAUGGUUGGGUAGCCAAGCAGACGCGUGGCAAGAUCACGGACAUUGUUGCACCCAGUGACAUGCAUUCCGAUCUUAGCACUCUUCUGGUAAAUGCCAUUUACUUCGAAGGUCACUGGCAACACCAGUUCCAGGUUGAUCAAUCCAAUGAGGAGGAUUUCCAUAUAUCCAUUGACAAAAUCAUUCCCGUCGAGAUGAUGACCUUCUCUGGACACCUAAUGGCAGCCAACUUGGAUGACUUAGAUGCCAAGGUGAUAGAGCUACCCUACCGGAAGUCCAACCUUUCGAUGCGCAUCUUCCUGCCCAACCAAAUCGAUGGUCUUAUGAAGUUGGAGGAGAAGCUUUCUGGUUUCUCGAGGGUCCUGCAGAGAACUUCGGUGAAUGUAAAGCUGCCCAAGUUUAAAAUCAAAUUUACCACUCAGUUAAGUUCAGUUCUUAAGAAGUUAGGCAUACGCGAUGCCUUUGAAAACUCUGCUGACUUUGAGGGCUUAGUCUCGGGCACAGGUGUUAAGAUUGAUAAAAUCAUUCAAAAAGCCUUUUUGAAGGUCGACGAAAGUGGCUCCCAGGCUGCCGCAGCAACAGGUGUACAUAUUCGACGAAAGAGGUCGCUUGAUAAUCUUCAGCCGCCCAUGAAUUUCAUAGCUGAUCAUCAAUUUGCUUAUGUAAUUCGUGAUCAUAAAACGGUCUUCUUUCAGGGACACAUUGUUGAGCCUCAUUGGUAA